Molecule: messenger RNA, 1005 nt
Organism: Arabidopsis lyrata subsp. lyrata
Lineage: Eukaryota; Viridiplantae; Streptophyta; Magnoliopsida; Brassicales; Brassicaceae
Product: tropinone reductase homolog At2g29330-like
Exons: 6
Coding region: 104-895 (263 amino acids)
Molecular function (GO): oxidoreductase activity
Source: RefSeq, a predicted model, not a curated record
CUUAUAUAACAGGUCAGACAAUCUGCGUUGACGGAGGUGCUAUAGUCAACGGUUUCUCCUUCAGGCCUCUGCCUUAAAUCACAUUUAUAAGUUAUAGAUAAAGAUGGAUAACAGCAGAUGGAGUCUUCAAGGUAUGACUGCUCUUGUGACUGGUGGAGCGGGAGGAAUCGGGCAUGCGAUAGUAGAGGAGCUAGCCGGUUUUGGGGCCAAAGUCCAUGUAUGCGACAUAUCUGAAACACUGCUCAACCAAAGUUUAAGAGAAUGGGAAAAGAAAGGGUUUCAAGUGAGUGGUUCAAUCUGUAAUGUAUCCUCUCGUUCCGAGAGGGAAACACUCAUGCAAACCGUCUCCUCGCUGUUUGAUGGCAAGCUUAACAUUCUUGUGAACAACGCUGGCGUAAUUCGCACAAAGCCAACAACGGAAUAUCUGGAAGAUGAUUUCUCCUUCCAGGUGUCAACAAAUGUAGAAUCUGCUUAUCAUCUUAGCCAGCUUUCACAUCCUCUCUUAAAGGCUUCAGGCUCUGGAAACAUCGUCUUCAUUUCGUCUAUUGCAGGGGUUGUAUCAAUUGACUGUGGAUCCAUAUAUGGUUUAACCAAAGGAGCUUUGAAUCAGCUAGCAAGAAACUUGGCAUGUGAAUGGGCAACAGAUGGCAUAAGAGCCAACGCUGUUGCUCCUAAUUUUAUCACCACUGCUCUGGCUCAAGCUUAUCUUGAUGACGCCGGUUUCAAGGAGGCGUUGUUCGGUAGAACUCCACUUGGUCGCGCUGGAGAGCCAAGAGAGGUUGCAUCACUUGUGGCUUUUCUAUGUCUACCUGCUGCUUCAUAUAUUACUGGUCAGACCAUUUGUGUUGAUGGAGGUCUCACUGUUAAUGGCUUCUCCUAUCAGCAACACGCUUGAGAAAUGACCUUGUCACGUUUUCCCCUUUUGUCCUAAACGCUCAAUGUUCUCUCUUCAAUAAAAACUCUCACGCUAUGAUUUUGGUUUAUGCACGAACUAGUUCACAAUUA